Trichomonas vaginalis G3 is the source of this 863-nucleotide messenger RNA. RefSeq lists its product as uncharacterized. The annotation marks the transcript as partial. The transcript has a single exon. NCBI's taxonomy places the organism in Eukaryota, Parabasalia, Trichomonadida, Trichomonadidae. The record is from RefSeq and is a predicted model, not a curated record.
AUGAACAAAAAUGGAACAGCUAAAAUGAAUGAUAAUCAAAUAAGAGCCGAAGGUAGAAGGUUAUUUAAACGCUUCUAUAACAUUCCUGAUGGUGUUAAUCCUAAAACUCGUAGAAGUUAUUUAAAUGAAGCCAUAGAUGCAUAUGAAGGAUUUGACAUUUCAUCAGAAAGUGAGAGGUUAGCAAGAAUGUUAAACGUUAAUAUUGAUUUUUAUUAUUGUGACCCUCAACCAGAAGACGUAGACAUUAACAAGGUAGACUUUCCAUUAGUGGAAUCAAUAAUGAUAGAUCCAGAAUUUGAAACAGUAAAUAUUUUAUUAACACAGAGUCCAUGUGGAAAACUUCACGCUGACAGAAUAACAGACGUUGAAGCACUCACAGGAUAUAAAGUUUGCCCCUUUUGCAAAGAAGAAGUAUAUUCUAUCCGUGAUGAUCCAGAAAGGAAAAACCAAAGAAGAUUUUUAAAACAUUGUGAGAAAUGUAAAGAAAAUAAUGGAAGAUUAAUUCAAGACGUUCAAUUGCAAAACACACAACAACCAUAUGCACCACAUAUCACGAAACAGAAGAUAUAUCAAUGGCUAUUAGCACAUAAUUUGCAGGAAUAUUAUAAACCAACAAGAUAUUAUAUUACUUUUGACUUCGAAACAUUAGAGACUAAAGAAGAACUUCAACUUUCUGAAUGUGCAACUUUGAAUGCUUACUUAAAACCAUUCAUGGUAUCAUCAACUGUCAAAAUAAAGCCGCAAAGCGGCGAGGUCGUAGACUGUGAUAAAACAUAUACGAGGAAUUUUUGCUUAACUUCAAGUGAUUCUUUUAUUUCUGAUUGGAUUGAGUUUUUAUUUUCAACCUGUUCAUUAGUUGCUAA